AAUUAGCUCUCCGUCAUCCUGCUCGCUGAGCGCACCCGAGGCUACUGCGGUAAGAUGCGGCGACGCACGAAGCCGAGCCGCGAUGGAUGAAGUGAUGCGCAAUGGCCGAACGAGGAGAGAGGAGAGAGACUAAAGAAGAGACACAAAAGGACUCACCGUGGUGCUCAGGUCUGAUUUAGAUGAUGGGACAGAGCUGGAUGCGUGUUUGAGGGAUUUGGCUCCAGUGGUGCAGGCCGAGAGGAAGGAUGUGAUCCCGCUGAAGGAUGCUCCAGAGCCCGAGGAGGGAAGAAAAGGCUUCUCCUGUAAACAACAAGGAGGCAGAGAGACAUCAAGGGAAGGACACUUCUUUUAAACCCUACAGAGGAGACCAAGAGGCAUCAAAUUAGGUUGUUCUGUGACAGCUGAGUCAGUCCUCGUGCUGACAAGGGAGGGCGGUGAAGCUCUGAAGUUGGCGUCACUGAGCAUCAGUUUUGUAGACAACAAACUUCUCAUUAUCCUCUCUAUCAUCAGCUCUGACAGCUGGAUGUCUGACCUGGGCGUUUGUUUUCUUCGUCAGACUUUCAAACUCGAGGAGCGAUAAAAGGAAACAGAAACACAAAUCCAAAUCACCGUCAAAGAAAGAAACAGACUCUGUUUUUGUGUGAGAACGUAGAUGUUGUCAGAAUGAACUGUUAACACAUGAGCUCUCUCUCAGUGGAUGCUUCCUCUAUAAGAGUAUUUCCUCUUUUUCAUAAUGCUUAGUGUCAUUUUUCCAAACUUUAAUCUUUUAACGUUCGAGCUGUUAGACUCACAAUCAAGUACAGCAUCCUGACGGUGCAGCUCUCACCUGACAGGCGACCUUUAAUAAAGGAUAAGAGAGCACAGAACAAUAAAACAUAAAUGAGGCCAACAACCGGCACCAUGCUCCAGCAGAAUAACAACAACAACUACCCGUGCCUCAACAUGUCAGGCUCCACCAGGGACAUGCUCCAGAAGUGCUCCAGAACCUCCCUGCCUUUCCCGGGCAGGAUGGAGCUGGGCCUGGGAGACCUGCCCCUGAUCCGGGAGCUCAGAGCCUGGGCCCUGUGCUCCAAGAACCGCAGGAAGCCUGGAGGUCUUCUGGGAGGAAGUCAAGCCCCGAUAGUUCCCCCUGCAGGCCGAGGAGGAUCUGCGCCCUGCUCCCGGCCUACUGAUGUGUACCUGAGCGGGGAGUGGGGUCGCAUGGGGUACGGGCUUCCCUUGGGGCUCGAUGGAGGCCAGGCUGGGAUUGGUGCUUUGGUUACAGUCGCCACUCUGAAGACUUCAGAGGGCAGCGGGAAGACCCAGACUCAAUGUCUCUUCCUCAGGACUGAGAAAGGUAGCUAUUUGUACUCGACAGCCAAACCCGGAUCUGGUGUGAGCACCAGUGCGGCCGCCAGUGUGGUCGGAGGAUGGCUGAGAGGGAAGACAAGAAGCAGAGACACGCCAGCUGGGAGGAGGGACAGCGGGCCAACUCCUCCGGCACAGACUGGAGCAAACCGGGUUAGAGUGCGAUCAGGCCGGAGAUGGAGGAAGUCCUGUAAUGCUGCAGGCCGGGAGAAAACAGGCGUGAGCAGAGAGCUGCGAGGGAGCAGCGGGGAGGAUCCUGCUGGAGAAAUCAUUCUGGAAGAAAGGCAGGAAGAAGGAGACAAAGGAGGCCUGGACUUGAAACAGCCUCCCAGCCCACAACGGGACAACAGGAGAGCGUGCAGAAGUCCUAGAUGCUGCCACAAUGAUUCCCCCAAAACCUGCGCUCAGUGUGCGAGGAGAGCUCAGAAGAGGGAAAACCAGGAUGAAAACCAGAAAGCUGAAAGUCCAAGAAGAGGCCGGCUGAACGGUGAGGCGAAGGGAAUGAGGAAGGAGAGGCAGAAGAACGAGGAGGAGGAGGAGGAGGGAGGUGUCUGCAGGUUGGAGUCAUCUAGCUCUGUUUUGGCUGUACCAAACCCUGACCUAGAAUCCAACCACUACAACCCAGAAUCCCUCGGCGGCUGUGAUGUUGAAGAGAUUAGAGAGGCUGAGAGGGAUGAGAAAAGCUCUCACAUCAAGGACGACUCGGAGAAAAGGGAGGAUUCAGACUCUGAGGAAAUGAAAGUAGAGACUGGAAACAAUGAUGUAGUUCAUGGCCGGUCUGCUGAUGACUUUUCAUCAAGACAUAUCAGAGAUCCUAAUCACAGAGAGCCAGGUGAAAUACUCUGUGAGGAGAAAGACACUAAUGUGAACGGAGCUGUGGACACGCAUGACGAGCCAGAGGAAGAGAAAGAGAAGGAUGGCGGCUUUGGUGAGACUCCGGCUGACUAUUGUGAGGAUGUCUCUGUGUCCACCUGCCCUCCUGAGCCCACUGCUCCUGUAAAGGGCAGCACCUGCAACGCUGAGCACAAGACUCGUGUUUGGUGGGAGAAAGAGAACAAAAAAGAGGAUGACUCUGAAGGGGUGGCAGGUGAAGAAGGAGAGGAUGUUUGCAGAUUUGAGCCACAAGAUGUGAACUGUGAGGAGAACACUGUGAAUGAGGACGGAGAACCUCAGCUUUUCUUUAAAGAUGUAGAAAACAGGAGCAAAAAAGAAGAGGGGGGAGCUCCAUCUUCAAUCCCAGGAACCUUCAGCUCUGAGGCAGAGGUAGCAGAAAAGAUUUGCAACUACGGUAGGAUUGGAGAAGAGGAGACAGAGGAGAAGGAGGAGAGAGGAAGUCAGGAGAAGGGGGACACUCUGGAUAGAUUUUGUAAAGAGGAUGACGACAAAGAGACGGAGCAUGAUACAAAAAGUAGCAGACAGGAGGAUGAUGAUGAAGAAGAAGAAAGAAAGAACUGGAGGUUACAGGAGUCUGCAGCCGGGGGGAAGAGGAGGGAGGAGGACGAGGCUGGAGACACCUGUGGACAAACAAGCAUCACCCAUGUUGGAGCGAACGAAGAGAGCAGCACUAACGUCACUAAUGUUCCCUGUGCUGAUCCCUCCACCUCCAUUACAGUCCUCCUGGCUAAUCCUGCCCCCUCUCUGCCCCCCUUGGGAUCCAUGGCAACCGGCCUGCCCUGUCUGGAGGCGGAGGAGGAGGAGGAGGUGGUGGUGGAGAGAGAAGGGGCCGAAGUGACGGUGGAAGACGGGGAAGGAGGCCAGGAAGGGAAGAGGAGGCACGGGAGAGAGCUGGAGGAGCAGGGCAAGGAGGAGACCGUGGCCACUGAAGAGGAGAAGAAAGAGGAGGAGGAGGAGGAGGAGGAGGAAGAGGAGGAUGAGUUUGGAGUAUUCAUGCAGGCGGAGGGAGAGCCAGCCUGGAGCGAGGGAUCCAGCAUGUCUGCCUCAGUGCCUUGUGGGAGCAGAGGGAGCGUUGCACUUGGGAACAAUGCCAACCCAGGAGAGUCGACACACUGGACCCCAGGCUGGACAGACAGCUCAUCUCACCAAUCAGACGACACCUGGACGGCCUUUCCUCAGGAUUCCUCAGACGAUGGCCGAGACGCGGUGGGACAGUGGUGGCCGACCAGCGCCGUGGAGCAGGGCAGAGACGGACUCUUGGCCAAUCAGAAUCUGGCGUCGGUCUUUGCUGAGGCCUUCCCCUCGCUCCAGUCCUCAAGUGACCUGGAUUCUGUUCCCACCCUGACCCAGAUCCUCAGAGGCGGAGCAGACCAGGACCAGGGCCUGUUGGACAGUUUCCACGACUUGAACAAAAUGAUUUGUCAGAGAUACAAGAGAGCGAAUGGCGUGUCUCGUGACCUGCUGCUGAAGACUUUACAUCUGGAGCCGCCGCCGCCGCACGCUGAGGUCAGACCUGCUCCCCGGACAGCCAAUCGCAGACUCUCCCCAGGCCUCCCCUCGGCCAAUCAGCACGCCCAGAACGCCGCGGCGAAGCGACGUCUGUCAUAUGACUACAACAGAAACAUCAUGGAGUAGCUGAGCGGCGUCAGCUCUGUCUGGAUUGUGAUUCUUUUUACGUUUAACCUGAAGAACUUGCAGGUUCAACCCGAGCAGGACAGAACGACCGCACGUUUCUGGAAACACAGGAUUCACACCACGUGAUCGAUCCGCUCGCAAAGAACCGAGCAAGCUUUCGGCUCUUUGCACUUCCUGGUUAUUAAAAGCCCGAGCCGGUGACGAGACGUAACCUGGACAAACCUGGAUUCAAAUAAAAAGGACUCUUUCAGUUGUGAUUCAGACGUUGUCUCCUCCAGCUCCUGUUGAUGUUAAACUGCUGGAGUGUUUCCAUUACACAUCCUGUGUCACCGUGUUCACCACCACAACCUCCCAUUUUCAUUCUCCUGCUCUGCUGUGAGGACAGCAGGAGGUCAGAGAUGUUAAAACAUGAACUUUGAAAGCACUCACACUGGAAGAAGAGUGAAGAAUAUUUAGAUUUAACUGCAUCAACCAUGAAACCCCCCCUCGUUGAUUUUUAUCUUAGAGGAUUCUGUGUCAGAGCUGCUGUUCUGGCAGAAAUGAUCUCAUUGUUUGAAUCUUUAUGGUUAGUUUUUUGCUCAACAUUGACAUUUAUUCAAGUUAAAGUUAAACAUCACAUUAUGUCUGCUUCUCUGUGGUGACAGAAAUCAGUGCUCAGCGAGGUCAGCUGUGCUCUGAUGCAGGAAACGAUGGCAAGUCCGGACAUGCAGAGUCAGCAGGGCUGCUGGAACUUAGUCCUUUCCUCUCUUUUCUACUCCACAGAUCUUUUUCUUUUUGUUGGUGUGUUUCACUAAAGAUUAGAUAGGUUUGUUAGGUUUGUAGCUUAAACAAUGAGACAGAGCAGCUCUGAUAGAAAGAGUCGUAGAUUUGGUGAUGUGUUCAUGUUGUGUAGAAAUUAAGCGGAGCAACAAGCAUCAAGGAUUUCUGUUACAGCUUAGAAUCAUUGUAGUUAUUCAGAUGUUCAAAAUCAGAGUCACUGAGGAUGAUCUUUCUACACUAUUUAUCCCUGAGCUGCAAGUUAUGAAACCUUUUUGGUAAAGUUUACACUCAUGACAUUAGGUUUGAAUUAGCCACUGUGAAAUCCAGUAUCAAGCAAUCCUUUAUUAUUUAGUGCCGAGUCUGGAGACUGAGAAAAAAGAGCGAGAGUAAGCUCAUACUGACACAUAUCCACAUGGAUGUUUCAUCCCAUCACAUGACUCUUCUUAUUUUUGCUGUCACUGUAUUUACAUAAUAUGUUAACUUAGUGACCACCAGUCAACAUCUCCCUCAGUAACCUGUAAGAGGCUGUUUGAACACCACUUCUCUCUGUCUCUGGAUUCCUUUUCCUCCUUCCUUUCUCAAUGAUAGACAUGACAGGAAACCCUGUGACCACUCUGCUGAGGAAGUGUCCAGAAUAAGUUGUAACUUGCAGAAAGCUGAAUCUUAAUUUUUUCUGUGUUACAUUUAGCAAAGUGAUGCAUGUGCUUUUUCGUCGUGUACUUGCUCCAUAAAGCCGACGACGACACCGACCGACUCUUAAAAAAUUUGGGGUUUCUCAGAGAAACAGAUUUGUCUUCCAGUUAGUGCCAACAGGAACACCAGUGAAAGUGCCAAUGUUUACAAGGUUACACAAGAGGAGCCGACACAUUCAGGAGGAAACGCAGCCUCGUGUUUCACAGACACACUGAAGUGGACUCACAAACAAAAUGUUGGCAUGUGAUGUUUGUUUGCUUUCUGCCUCUUCUCUUCAGCGAGUACACUUCUCGGGCAUAACUUGAAUCAAGCUGCCAACAAUAUUUUUAUGAGGAUAUUGUUCACGUUCUUUCCAUGUCGAUGAUACACUGUACAUGUUUUGAUUUAGACUUGCAUCCACAUAUAUCACCUCCAGUUUGUUUGGCUUUACGUUGUAACUUCACCUGUUGACUCGAUCAUUUGUGAUGAUAUUCAGAAACAAUCAUGUGUCUUUGUGUGUCUGCCAUCCGUGCAAACUAAACGUCCUCGAGAGGAAGAUUUCUGAUCUGGGGAAGGAGGAGUUGUCGCCUUGUUAACUGAUGUAAUAAAAUGAUACAGUGUGAUGGAU
Notolabrus celidotus (New Zealand spotty) is the source of this 5935-nucleotide messenger RNA. Its product is annotated as eukaryotic translation initiation factor 5B. The transcript has 6 exons. Bases 880 to 3876 code for a protein of 998 amino acids. The record is from RefSeq and is a predicted model, not a curated record. NCBI's taxonomy places the organism in Eukaryota, Metazoa, Chordata, Actinopteri, Labriformes, Labridae.